UUCUGCAGCAGGCAGAGAGGCCCAGUUUUAACGAUGGAGCAUUAAUCGAGCGUUUAGUUGGACGGGGGGAAAAAAAGAAAAAGAGAUCAAGCUAAACACGAGAUAAUUGGAUAAAGGGACAUAAAGACAAAAGCAGGAGUUGUGCAUCAAGCAUUAACUUGCCUGCCAGCAUGUCGGUGGAAACUGCCCCAGACGAAACCAUGAACUCCACUCCAGCGCCAACCCUACAGAACCUUGCGGUUCCUCCCCCAGCCUCGAAGGCUGAUCCAGCUCCAAACCCACACGCAGAGUCCUCGGAGCCUAAUUUGCAGCUGUUAGAAGAACCUGAACCAGCUCCUGGACCACCACCAGGCGCAAAUUCAGCCUUCAAGAUCAUGACCUUCAGGCCCACCAUGGAGGAAUUCCGCGACUUUGCGAAGUACAUUAUGUAUAUGGAAACCCAAGGAGCUCAUCGCGCCGGCUUAGCCAAGGUCAUUCCUCCUAAAGAGUGGAAGCCCAGGCGCUCCUAUGAGACCAUCGACGAGAUGGUUAUUCCCGCUCCCAUCAUGCAGGUGGUCACUGGUCAGUCAGGACUUUUCACACAGUACAACAUCCAGAAGAAGUCCAUGACUGUGGGCGAAUAUCGCAAACUGGCCAACAGCAAAAAGUACUGCACCCCUCAGCAUAAAGACUUUGAUGAUCUGGAAAGAAAAUACUGGAAGAAUCUAACAUUUGUAUCACCGAUCUACGGUGCAGAUAUCAGCGGCUCACUAUAUGAUCCUGACAUAACAGAGUGGAACAUUGGCCAUCUGAACACGCUGCUGGACAUGGUGGAACAGGAGUGUGGGAUCGUGAUCGAGGGCGUUAACACCCCCUACCUCUACUUCGGCAUGUGGAAGACCACAUUCGCCUGGCACACGGAGGACAUGGACCUCUACAGCAUCAACUACCUGCAUUUCGGCCAGCCCAAGUCCUGGUACGCCAUUCCUCCUGAACAUGGCAAGAGGCUAGAAAGACUGGCAAAAGGCUUUUUCCCUGGCAGCUCUCAGGGGUGUGAUGCAUUUCUUCGUCAUAAGAUGACUCUUAUCUCUCCCUCCAUCCUGAAGAAGUACAGCAUCCCUUUUGAUCGAAUCACACAGGAAGCAGGCGAGUUCAUGAUCACAUUCCCAUACGGCUACCACGCAGGGUUCAACCAUGGCUUCAACUGUGCCGAGUCAACCAACUUCGCCACGCUGCGCUGGAUCGACUAUGGCAAAAUGGCCAUGCAGUGUACGUGUCGGAAGGACAUGGUGAAGAUCUCCAUGGAUGUGUUCGUGCGCUGCUUGCAGCCAGACCGCUAUGAGCUGUGGAAGAAGGGCAAGGACACAGCUAUCCUGGACCACCAGAAGCCCACCAUACUGACCAGCCCUGAACUGGAGCACUGGAGGAAGAACAGAGUGACCUUUAGGGAGAAACAGCUCCGCAGAGCUCAGCAGAAAAUAAAGCAGCUACGCCGACUGAAGCCUGAAGAAAUUAAAUUGCUGUCUGACGAGGGAAUCGAGCUGGACAUGACUGAUUAUCAGAAGCGGGUGGAGGAGAAGGAGGCCCAGAGGAAGCAGCAGAGGGAGGAGAAGAUGACCAGAGAGGCCAUGCUUACUCUGGAGGCCCUGGAGAGGGAGGAACGGGAGGCAGCACUGCGAGGAGGCGCAACUUCCCAGCAGCCCGAAGCUGAAAAGGAGCCCGAGCAGCCAAAUGAACAAGAGCAAAAGAAAAAGAAGAAGAAGAAAAAGGAAAAGCCACCUGAGGAGAGCAGCUUCCAGCAGGCGUUCAAGCAUUACGCAUUGUCCAAGGCGAACGAGACUCAGAGUAACCGAGGCACAGUCAUCGGCAGCUCAGAGCCCAGCUUACAGAACAACUCGUACCCAAAAAUGAAGAUGAAGGUGGAGGUGAAGAAGAGUCGCAGACAUCCCUUCAGCAAACCACCCAUGCGCACACCCACUUUCAUUGUCAAACAGGAGGCUUCCAGCGACGAAGAGAUGUACUCAGGGCUGUCGGUAGGUGGGGCAGUGGAGCAGGAAGUGAAGAAGCAAGAGCACUGUCACUUGUGGCAAACCCUUUCACCUGACUUUGUGGCAGAGAAGCAUUUUAAUGCUGGUAUGGCCACUCUGGAGCCACACUGCGCUGUCUGUACGCUGUUCUGCCCAUACGCACAGCCUCAUAAGGACAGCCAUCCCGUCUCUGGUAUUUCCAUGUCUCGGUGUGGCGAACAGACUCGGCCCCUCGUGCCUGAGAUGUGUUUCAGUGCCGGCAUGGCGAACACAGAGCCACUUCCCUCCAGCGCUGAGACGAGCACACUGCUUUCUUGUUCCUGUUGCAACCUGCAGGUCCAUGCCAGUUGCUAUGGCGUUAAGCCUGACACUCCACAAGAAAGCUGGAUGUGUUCUCGCUGUUGUACAGUGGCCUGGACAGCAGCCUGUUGUUUGUGUAAUCUGCGAGGAGGUGCUUUGAAGAUGACCACAGACAACAGGUGGGUGCACGUGAUUUGUGCCAUUGCAGUGGCCGAGGCUCGCUUUGUUAACGUUGUGGAGAGAGGGCCAGUCGACGUGUCUGCCAUCCCAGACACCAGGAAAAGUCUCAAGUGCAUCAUCUGCUACAAGACCACGAAGCAGAUCUGCGGGGCGUGUAUCCAGUGUUCGUACGAGAACUGCUCCACCUCCUUCCAUGUCACCUGCGCGCACCUGGCUGGUGUGGUGAUGAAGCCCGCAGACUGGCCGUACGUCGUGUCCGUCACCUGUCACAAGCACAAACAGAUCAACGUGAAGAGAUUUGACAGUGCGUGUCGUGAUGCGUCUGUGCAGCAGGUGAAGGCGACCUCGCGUGAACUGUCUCUGGGUCAGCAGGCCAUCGGCAGGAGCAGCGACGGCUGGUUUUAUCGCUGCACCGUCAUUGGCAUCGGCUCACAGACUUACUAUGAGGUCAACUUUGAUGACGGCUCCUACUGCGAUAACGUCUACCCUGAGAAUGUGCUGAGUCAUGACUGUUUGCAUAACGGCCCUCCUGAACUUGGUGAGCUGAUGGUCAUAAACACGAUAGAUGGACGUGUUCUUAACGCCUCCUUCGUCAAGGAACAUGUGCACAGAUUUUACCAGGUGGAGUUUCAGGAUGAGACCCAGCUGUUGUUGAAGCAGAGUGAGAUUCAUUCCCUCAAUCAGGACCUGCCUAAGAGAGUGCUGUCUCGUCUGGCAACCGUGAACACUGGUGAGUCUCAGGACAAAGCAGGUGACGAGCCCCAGGCCGCAAAGCGUCCGCGUUUGCCCGUUCCUCCCACCACGGCAGCUAUGGAGUCCCUCGAUGCCCCUGUCCUGCAGCAGGGGAGCUCCAGUGUCAACCCUUACUCAGGCUUCAGUGUUAACACCGGUACCAGCGCAGCUCCCUGCCUCUCUACCCAGUCAGUACCCAAUUCCACCGCGGUACCCACUGAUGAGAGCUACACACACAGCUCGAGCUACAUCGCCUACAUGGAGUCUCUGCUCAACUCGGACUUCCCUCCAGAGGACAGCGAGCAGGCUCAGGGCUCCAUGUAUUAGUGCUGAUACGCACUCUGAGGACAACCUACUGCAUGUUUGUUUACUCUCUUGCUGUUCUUUUCUUUUCUUUUUUUAAACCCUGACCACUACAUAUGGUCAGGCCAUAGGAAGAGAGAGUGAGUGAGUGUGUGUGUAUGCGCGCGUGCUUUCUGGGUGUCCAGGGCCACUGUCCCUCAUGCAUUAAAUCCUUUCUCAUCCCUUGUACGUUCUCUCGCUCAUGGAGAGAAAAAUGGACACGUUUUUUGGACUGAUUAAUGUGCAACACACUUUAUACUGAAGCCUAUCAAUCCAGUUUGAAGUAUUUUUCUAAGUUGAGCCACAACACACACACACAUACCUAUAUGCUAAUGAAUUGGACAGUGCAAAUGGACAGUCUGUUCCUGUACAGGAUUUUUUUUUUCUCUGUGUUUUGAAGGGGCAGGUGGUUGAGGAUUUCGGUGGGGUGGGGGGUUAAAUCGGGGUUUAACUCAAGUAUUUAAACGUCUUUGACACAUAGAUUUAUUAUUUGUAUAAAGCAAAUACAGCGCCGUUAGAUGCUCCACUCUUAUGCCUGAGAGUCGGUGUAGAGGUGAUGUGUUUAAGAAUUCUUGUUAACGCUUAUAAUCGAUAUGUCAUGGUGUACUUUCAGUGCUGGGUGUCUGGGCUUGUUUUGUAGCAGACUUCGUUAAAAAAAAAAAGUGUAGACUUGAUUAUCUAUGAGCUUUACUGUUCACUUUGUCUACUUUUAUUACUAUCGCAGUCUUUUUGCUGUUAUCAUUUCUAGUCGGGAUGCACCAAUCUCAUAUUCCGAUAUGAUGCUGAUUCUGAUAUCCCAAAAGCCGUUUGCCCCGUAAGGACGCACGACUCGUCGCUAUCGUCUUUGAGAUAUUGAUGUACUUAAGGACCUAAAGAUGUCCACAAUUUCACCCCUAAUCAAUUAGCAAAGACGUGUCUCACCCAAUAUAAUGUUUCUGCUGCUCGUUCUGUAUCUCGCAACACACUGAGGAAAGCGCUAUCUGCCCUCUUCUGCAUACAUGAGCUCACAGAUGCUUCUGAUUGGCUCGUGUCACUGUGAGUGAGUGGAGACCGAGUACACCAUCUGUCCCACCCAGAGAGUACAACCAGUUUUGCUCUCUUGGACUCGCAACCACAGCAUUCUUUGGAUUUGAAGUCAUGAUCUCCUGCUGAUAAGGUGAACUUUUUUCUGUUUUUUUUUUUUUUUUUUGUGCGAGAUAGACUUGCGUCAGCUUGGUCGCCCCAGCACCCAGCUAAAUAAGAAAUUAUUGGACACGAAACACACUCGAGGUGGAACGAUGCGUACGUUUUUGAUUUUUCCCUGAAGCGUUCCUUGAAUAGAACAGCGAUCCGAAAUUAGAAGCCGUUGUGAAUACCAAAAUGGAAAUUGACGGUCAGUAUUGUACAUUCAUGCACAAAUAUAAAUCUGACACCAUUCAGGUCAACAUCAGCAUGAUACUGAUCCUCUGUGUCAUCGGUGCAUCCCUAGUUUCUAUUGUACUUACCAUUUUGGUGAACAGUUCAUUAAGAAUAGAGGCACAGGUUACCUUUUUUUGUGUGAAACCGUGUAGGUUGUAAAACCCUGCAUACAGUUAGCAUUAAAGUUGUGUUCAGGCUUUCUCAAGGUGCUACAAAAGUCUGAGAGGCUUUGAAUCACACCCAUAAUACACACACAUGGUGUACAUACCAUAAGCCCUGCUCAUUUAUAGAGCUAUACAUUAUAGAGUCCUAUAGUGUCAUAUACAUUAGGUAUGUCCUAUAUCAUUUUAUACUUCUUUCUGUCUGUUUCUCACUUGGAUGGUGCAUUUUAGUCUCCCCCCAACCCACACACACACAUGCACGUACACACACUCCAUUAGAAGAUGGUGACGGACAGCCUGGCAAACCAAAGAGUUUCUGAAUAAGGCAGUGUUAUGUCGAAUUUUCCCCAUCGAGCUCAGAGCUGUUUGAGAGAUCCUCUUUUCUCCAUUUUCUUAUCCCUCUGCUAAAAGCAGGUGCUGCAUGGGCGUGGUUAGUUCUAGAUCCAAAACCAGCACCAUGUAAUCUGGCUUACGAGAUGACCAACAGUGCUGGUUUCAGAUCCUAGAACCUUAUUGUUCCACGAAAGAUGAGCUAUCUCUCAGCCAUCUAAAUCAGUUCUAGCAGGAAAUUGCUGCUGGACCAGGAAGCAGUGAUGUCAUGUGCAUGGAGGCAUUGUCAUAUCUUCCCCAUAUCAACAGACGACUAUUGAAAUAAAUCCUGAAAUUUGUGGUGUGUUUUAAAAUUAUUGUUGGGGGGGAUAUUUUCCAAAUUGGAUAUUUCCUGUUUAUUUGCCAUAUUAACUGAAUGGGAGUUACUUUAUUAAUGCUAAUGCUAAUUAAACGUUGUCAUAAAGCAUUUAUCUGCCAUCUUGUGCAUGCAUGUUUAUAAUUAUCUCUGUGUGCACCAUAGAUUACAUUCAUAAAGCCCUAGAUAAGCAACAAAGUGGAGUAUGCACUACUGAGGGAACACUCCCCGAAGUACUCCAUAGACUUGCAUUGAAUUUUACUGACUUUAAAAUGCCUUAUGUAUAAAUACCAUAAUAAAUGCAUUGUUCUUUGCAUUUUCUGAAUAUAAUAAAUGAUUAUUUAUAUAACGAUACGCUUACUUGCUUGGAAAACAAAAAAAAAAGUCUUACAAUUACCCAAGUCUGUAAUACAACGGUAGUGUCGUAUGCACUCGUGAAAAUGGCAAAAUAUGUCUGUCUGUCUUUCUGAGCUGGGACUGCUCAGACAAAUGGAGCAUUCGCUAACUUUAGACACUGUACACAAGUUAAAAAGUGGCUCGUGACUUUAAAAUAACGUUUACCUGAAGUCACGUUUUAAAGAUCUCGACACAGCACUUAAAUUUAGUGUUCUGGAGGAAAAAAAGUGCAGAAAUGGAGUCCCAACGUAGCGGCCAAGUGUUUUAUGUAGCGGUAGAUAGAAUGAUGUCGUGAAGGAUCAGCUAUCUAGGUCUCUUAUAUGUAUAUUUAUGGUGUAGACACAGAAGGUAAAACUCCUCACUGGAAAUUUCAACAUUUGGCUCAUAAAAUGGUAGAAAAGUGGGCGGUCAUAAAAUGCUUCCUAGUUCCCCUAAACCUAAAAAGAAAUGGCCACAUCUGCUUCCCCUGCUCUCUGUUCUUUGAUUUCUCUCUCUCACAGCUUCAGAGUGGGGAUUUUCUAAGACUCCAUGUUACAUUCCUCCAUAUUUUCAACUUACAAGCAGGACUCGACUGGUCUCUGAUGUGAGACAGUCGCUCCUCAGCUUCUCUUGUCAUCUGUAUUCAAACGCACUGUUGCUCACUCGAUGCCGUUGAUUGUUUCACCGAGAUCACAGGCAGUUUUUGCCGAAAACUUUGUGCUCUGUGUUUCACUUCUUCAGUUUGCAAUAACUCUGUAACCUCUUGAAAAGGGUGACUUGACCCCCAGAUCACAUGUUCUGCCAUUCUGCUGUUUGUAGAUGUUCUUGACUUACAGAAACUAUGGGAUAAAUUCUAUUAAAAUGUGAAGUGAA
Neoarius graeffei (lesser salmon catfish) is the source of this 7052-nucleotide messenger RNA. RefSeq names its product lysine (K)-specific demethylase 4B (gene kdm4b). Bases 171 to 3545 code for a protein of 1124 amino acids. Gene Ontology annotation, biological process: chromatin remodeling. The record is from RefSeq and is a predicted model, not a curated record. The transcript has 22 exons. NCBI's taxonomy places the organism in Eukaryota, Metazoa, Chordata, Actinopteri, Siluriformes, Ariidae. Gene Ontology annotation, molecular function: histone H3K9 demethylase activity. Gene Ontology annotation, cellular component: nucleus.